UUCCCGAUAGAGCUUCUUCCCAUCGAUACUCUCUCCGUCAACGAAACCUCGCCAGUUGUCCUCUCCCGGCCCUCCGACCAUCCCCAACUCUAGCGCAUCUCUCGGCAACUUUCGUCCUUUCCUCAGCUUUUGUUGCUGCAACUUCAGAGCCAAACUUCCGUCCGCCAAAGUCAAGAAACGUUCCGAAAAUCUCCAAAUAUGGCCCAGACGUCUACGAUAGUGACGGCAUCGGUCGCCGCCGCCGUUACCGGCUUGGUCGCUUACGCUGCCUUCUUCGACUACCAGCGCCGCAACAAGGCCGAGUUCCGGAGAGAGCUUCGCCGGAACGAACGCAAACAACACAAGGCCGAGAAGGAGGAGGCCGAGCAGGAGACCGUCCGUCAGCGGCAAGCGAUCAAGCGGGCUGUCGAUGCAGCCAAGGAAGAGGGCUUCCCUACGGACGUUGAGCAGAAGGAAGCCUACUUCCUCCAGCAGGUCUCCGAGGGAGAGGUUCUUGCCCAAGACCCCACGCGGGUCGUCGACGCUGCGCUUGCGUUCUACAGGGGCCUGAAGGUCUACCCUACGCCCGGUGACCUGAUCAGCAUCUACGACAAGACUGUAGCCAAGCCCAUUCUUGACGUCCUCGCCGAGAUGAUUGCCUAUGACGACUCCCUGAACAUUGGCCAGUUUCAGGGUGGCGUUAACGUCGACCUCGGCAACAUGCCCACCGUCGGCCUGGACUAAACGAGAGCCUCGUUUCCGACGCAGUAACUCUCAAUCGUAACGAGUUCUCCUCCACUCUCUUGCUUUUCAUACUGGAAACCUCCCUUUCCGGCACGCAAACCCAAAACCCGCAGCCACUACACCAACACGGUGAUGCUGCAAAUCCAAUUAUCCACCCCCGUAAUCCCCGGAACCCUGCGAAAAGAACGAGGAAAGGAGAGGAAUUACGACUUUUCAAUGUACAAUACCUGGCCGGCUGGGCUGUUUUGAUAGAAGGUUUUGUAAGAGAAAACCAUGUGUAUAUUGACGAUCCUGGCAGGGACGUAUCAUCAGGCAGGAAUAAAGGUUCAUGACAUCCCACAGCUUGGAAGCAGAAUCGGCAUCUUGCUCCGGGGAAACACGCGGCUAGGCCAAAUUCUUUUUGUGUGCUCAAUUGCUCCUAAUC
Colletotrichum destructivum is the source of this 1147-nucleotide messenger RNA. Its product is annotated as Putative protein import receptor MAS20. The record is from RefSeq and is a predicted model, not a curated record. Gene Ontology annotation, cellular component: mitochondrial outer membrane translocase complex; mitochondrial outer membrane. Gene Ontology annotation, molecular function: transmembrane protein transporter activity. Gene Ontology annotation, biological process: protein import into mitochondrial matrix; protein targeting; intracellular protein transport. Bases 199 to 723 code for a protein of 174 amino acids. Lineage: Eukaryota; Fungi; Ascomycota; Sordariomycetes; Glomerellales; Glomerellaceae. The transcript has 4 exons.